UAACGGUUCGGUGCGGCUAAACACAAGAAAGAGAGGAAGCUACAAGUGCAUUUUAAAUAUCGAUUUAAAACAUCCUUGCUCUACAUAAACAUUAGAUUUAUUUAAUACAGAAUUCUGGACAUUUACAUCGGCAUCACGUGAUAGUGGCUUUUUCUUUGCAAUUCUUCCCAUAAGUCCUGCACCCCUGAAUCUUCUACUGUUGUAUAUGAAACUGGUGUUGAGCGGGUAGAAUUCAAUGAAGCUGUCAGCUGAGGACAUGUGAGACACUAUGGAGAUUUUCAAAGAAAAUACUUUUUCCGAUGAUGUCCUGCCUGUUGUCAUUGUUGGUAAUGGACCAUCAGGCAUUUGUCUGUCUUACUUGCUGUCGGGAUACACACCUUACUGUUCCCCCGACGGCUUCCAUCCCAACCCCAUUUUGCGUAACAAACUUGCAGAGAACCACCAUCUGUCUCUGUUUGAUCAGGAUCUAGAAUAUCUUUGUGAAGGUGUAGAGGGUCGUUCAUCCAACCCUGUGGCUGUGCUUUUCGAUGCCCUCCUUCUCCCUGAUGGUGACUUUGGAGUGGACUGUGCCUCACCACUGAUAUGGCGUUACGAGCCUCAAAGGGCCACACCCCAUCUUGUACUGGGGAAAGGGCCACCUGGUGGGUCCUGGCAUGCAAUGGAGGGCUCAAUGUUGACUCUCAGCUUGGCUAACUGGAUGGAACUUCCUGGUUUAAAACUGAAAGACUGGAUGCAAGAUAAACGAAGAAAUGUACGUAACGACCGAGCCACGCCAGCUGAGAUCGCAUCCUACUACCAGCACUAUGUAAGCGAAAUGGGACUGGAGAAAAGCUUUGCUUGCGGGACAACUGUAACCUCAGUCCAACGGGUUUCCCUGGAAUCCACUCACUCCGUCUGGAAGAUCCAAGGCCUCCAGCAGACAGCUAAAGUUGAAGGAAAGGAAGAGAUGGAAGUUCCAUUCUCUGUUUAUGCAGAGAACGUGGUGCUUGCCACAGGAACACAUGACAUCCCAGCACGUCUUGGCGUGGAGGGUGAGAAUCUACCCUUUGUGUGCCACAGCUUCUGGGAGCUGGAGGCCGCCAUUUCCUCAGGGCGUUUGGACCGUGCUUCGGAGCCAGUUCUUGUAGUUGGUGCUGGGCUGACAGCGGCAGAUGCCAUUCUUGCGGCUCACCACUUGAACACGCCCGUAUAUCAUGCCAUUCGGCGACCGGUGAAUGAUCCAGCACUCAUAUUCAACCAGCUUCCCAAACUCCUCUACCCUGAGUACCACAAAGUGCACCAAAUGAUGAGCCAGCAGCAACAUAAACUGGGUGAGGCGUUGGAAAAUCUGUCCAACCAACCUCUAACCUCACCUGCCGAUGGCACAAGCCCUUACAACAGUUACCCUGGUUACCUCAGUUUCCCUAAGCACCACGUAGUUGCCUUCAAAUCUGAUGGCAAGUGUGUGCUAGAGGGUGAAGGAGGGCUACAAACAGUAUUGCAAGUGUCAAUGGCACUCAUUUUGAUUGGUGCACAUCCCAACCUAUCGUUUCUCUCAGAACAUGGUCGCCUGCUGGGGCUAAACCCAGAAGAGCCAAUCAGCUGUAGACGGAAUCCUUUAGAUAUUGAUCCGUACACGUACGAGAGCAUCAAGGAGCCAGGACUAUAUGCAAUAGGACCACUGGUGGGUGAGAACUUUGUGCGAUUCCUAAAAGGCGGUGCUUUAGCCAUUGCAUGUGACAUAGCCCGCAAACAGAAGACGAAACGACAAAGUGCAACAGAGAGUUCACCACCAACUCAUUAAACAAUGAACUGACCAACUGCAUCUUAAAAGCAUAAAAAAAACAUUGAAAGUGCAUAAGAUGGAAAGACUUUUAAGGAGUAAAGGAGUGGAUGAUGUUCUAAGUACUGUAGGUAUCUGCUCAACUUCCUCCCAUCAAUAUAGAAGUUCCAGUGAUACUGCCCCGAGUUACGGAAAUAAAGGAGAACGGCAUAAGAACCAGAUUGCCAUUCUGACAUGCAAUUCAGUCUGCAAAUGCACUAACACAGAUUUUUAUUGUCAAUGACUAACUAAUGUAGCAGCAACUCUAAACAUUAAUCUGCAUCUAUGGACAGAAGGUAGCUGCUUUUAAGACUUCAGGGAGUUUCUUGUACAUGGCUGCUCAUUCGAAACACUACACAUGUUCUCUCAGCAAUCAUGCUCUGUCGUGCCAAUUAACAUUUGUUCUGGUCGUGUUUUCAGAUUUCUUCAUGUGAGGAAAACUCAAAGCUAAACUUUGCCUUGCAAAUGCUGUUGUUGUAUCGAUGUAUGUUCCAACAUGCCUGUUUUCGUCUUUGUAGAUGAAUGUAUUAAGCAUAGUGGACCUAUUUUUAACAAAUCACUGAAAUCCAAGCACAACAUUGUUGUUGCGAAACUUCCAUUAGAAGAUAAACUGUGCGAUUUGUGAGAUUAUGAUGAACUUUUUAUAUAUACAUAGUUCUCUUUCAACAGUGUCCAUUUGAGUUAAUGAACUUCUUUUAAAUUAAUUAAUUAAUGUAUUAUCUUUAUUUUAAUAAUUUUUUUUCUUCCGUACAUUGCCUUCCCAAGUACACUGACCAACAAAGCCAAAACACAGUAACUAUGACAACACUGAAACUGAGCAAAAUGGCUUCAAAAGUUUUUUUCAGUCCAUCCAAAUGUGGAUUAUCAAAUUUCUCAGAAACUGAGCAUAGUUUGGUCAAAAACAUCUGUGACUGGACAGAUCAUAGUCUGUCAUAGUCAUGUCAGUUUUGACUAAAUGUGUACUUACUGCUUUUUGCCUUUGCAUGUCAGUAAAAUGUAUCACUGUACUGAGUAAACUUGUUAUACUAGCAAACUUGACUUGAAGCUAAGGAAACUUUGGGAUGUCCUUGUUUCAUACUGCUAGCCAAAACCUCAGUAAGGUCAGGCUGCACUUACAAAAAUUACCAUAAGAGGACCUUUGCAAACAGCGACUGUAAAGCCAGCGACUUUGCAUCAGACACAAUUAUCCAUGUGUAACAACUGCAAUUAUAACAUUCAGGGAUGCAAUGUACUCACCUUUCAGCUAAAGUCACACUUUUCUAAGCUAAAUUGCCAAAUUGUUUUAGUACAUUUUCCUUAUUAAAAUCACUUGAAAGAGUUACUUAUAGCUUAAACAAUUUAAAAGCAACAGAAAUGCUUUAAAUAUAACAAACAAAUCAACAAAAAUAUAUUUAUCUAGAAUACUUGCUAUGACUUUCUUACUCUCAUGAGUUUGCAUCCCUGAACGUUAUUUGAAUGAAUGAAUGAAUGAAUGAUGACGGCCUACAUGACGUGCUUAUUAAAGCUAUGUAUGUAUUAACUGAUGGGUCAUAUUUGACCCUGCCUAUGAGACUGCCUUAAGGACCUUAGGACCUUUUGAUGCAAUAAGUAUGUUCAUAAGUAAUCCAUUUAACUGUAAUUUUUUUUUUAAUGUUGCAUGAUAUAAUAUCUUGUUCCUUUAAGAGAGUGGUUUUAGACUAUUUAGACAUGGAGAUAUUCUCUUUUUUUUAAUCUAAAAACUAUUUCUACUGUAUUAUUUGUCUAUAAUUUAUGAUUCCUGGCAGCUCAGAUUAGACAUGUAUAUAAAACGUUUCUGAAGAACAGAAAACCCCCAUUGCAAAACAUGUUUAAUUUAUCUGCAUCGACUGUUGUCGAACACUAUUUAUAAAUUAAAAAAAAGGAGUCUGAAAAAGGAAUACAGUGUCAUUUGUCUGUCCAUGGCUAUGUUUGAAAUAGCAUACUACCAUAAUACUCUUGCCAUGUCUGCAGUAUUUAUUUUGCACACUGUGUUCAGUAUGGCAAUUCUCUGUCUGUCUAUCUAUCCUGGUUCAGUGUUCUCAUCAAAUCAAAAAUACUAACUAAAUGUCUGUCUGUCUGUCUGUCUGUCUAUCUAUCUAUUCUGGUUAAGUGUUCUCAUCAGAUCAAAAAUACUAAUUAAAUGUCUGUCUGCUUAUGUAUACAGUGGGUACGGAAAGUAUUCAGACCCCCUUACAUUUUUCACUCUUUGUUAUAUUGCAGCCAUUUGCUAAAAUCAUUUAAGUUCAUUUUUUUCCCUCAUUAUUGUAC
Molecule: messenger RNA, 4066 nt
Organism: Xyrauchen texanus (razorback sucker)
Lineage: Eukaryota; Metazoa; Chordata; Actinopteri; Cypriniformes; Catostomidae
Product: oxidative stress-induced growth inhibitor 1-like
Exons: 7
Coding region: 269-1783 (504 amino acids)
Molecular function (GO): oxidoreductase activity
Source: RefSeq, a predicted model, not a curated record